Molecule: messenger RNA, 1513 nt
Organism: Scophthalmus maximus (turbot)
Lineage: Eukaryota; Metazoa; Chordata; Actinopteri; Pleuronectiformes; Scophthalmidae
Gene: c8h4orf33
Product: chromosome 8 C4orf33 homolog
Exons: 6
Coding region: 281-871 (196 amino acids)
Source: RefSeq, a predicted model, not a curated record
CCGCCCUGUAUUGGGACGCUUCAGGUGGAACAUGACAGUUCCGGCCGUUUGGCUUCACUUAGAGUAAUGUUUUUCAGAAAUGACGUUUUGGAAAGUGGAAGUGUUUUCAACUCGGUUAGCUUGGGAACUAACAAACGUAUUGGUGUAAAAUAUAUAUAUAUAUAUUGUUCUGCUAACGUUUCGCUGUAGGCAACGUCAUCCGAGUAGUUUCCUCAUUAGUCCAGAGUUCAGAACAGAUCCCGUCUGGAGCCACAUCCAGCGCAUCAGUCCUCUCGCACAGAUGGAGUUUGCUAUCCAGCACACCUGGGAUAGCAAUCCUGUGAAUCAUGAGCCAAUCAGGGUCGUUUUCUCUCCUGGACAAGGAGGACUGAAGAUGGAGGUGUCUGGUCCCUUCUUCAAUGACCCGGCCGCCCCCGCAGGGCCCCCCGGUCAGGCCUUCCCUGGACUCUGGGACUAUGAAGUUGUUGAGUCUUUCUUCCUUGACAGCGCUACUGAAAAUUACCUGGAAGUGGAGCUUUGUCCACAUGGACAACACCUGAUAUUAUUGCUGUCAGGAGUCGGACAAGCGUUCCAGCAACAACUGCCAAUGGUGUUUGAUGCCACAAUCACAGGGGACCGGUGGAUGGGCGAGGCUCUCCUCCCCUGGUCGUACUUCCCUCCCAAUGUUAACAAGAUGAACUCCUACGCCAUCCAUGGCUCAGGAGAGAAGCGCACAUACGAGGCUCUCUACCCCAUUCCCAGGGCAGAGAUAGUGGAAGGCCAAAAACCAAACUUCCACCGCCUGGAGUAUUUCCAAAAUUUCCGCCUGCAAAGCAUCAUGGGAGAAGGCUGGAUUCAGCCAGAGUCUGAUCUGUGGAGAGGAAAACCCUGAGCUAUACAGAAACGCUCCUUUUACUAAUCUCUCUCUCUCUCUCUCUCUCUCUCUCUCUCUCUUGCACACACACAGACACUCAUGCACACACCACGGUGGCAGGGUAAUAGUGCAAACACUCAUUGCCAGGGAACAAAGGGCAAUCAAUCUUUAUUAGUUAAUGAUGUCAAACCAUUUAACAAGAAAUAUGUUAUCAGCUUGUCAGAGCGUAUUAGACUUCACACACAUUCAGACACAAGCACACAUCACCAGAUAUUGGACGUCACCUAACAUUGCCUCGGCUGAGUGUGACCUACAGCGAAGAAAGCUCACAUUGACCUUCAGCUCCGGUGUAGCCUGUGCGUUUCUCUUCAUUGAUAUAAAUACAGCAGGUUUCCGUGAUUCUUUUCCCGCAUUAGGGGACGCCCACUCAAAUGAACAUUCACGCAAUGGCAUAGCUGUAUUGUAAUUAGGUCUUUUUAAAAUAAUUGCACUGCCUUUAUUGAUUUCAUUUUACUACUAGAUGUUUACAAAUUGAUUACUUAUUGCUGGUGAAGAGUUUUGUCCUUCUUUUUUUUCUCCGUUGCUGUUUUGUCACUUUUGUCACUUUUUAAGUGCUAUGUUAUUGAUUAAAGCGAUAAUUUAUUAUUGUGGGAAAUUCAA